GCAUCUUCGGGAAAGCACUACCCUUGUCCGCCAGUUUGUGGACGAUUGUGAGAGCAAUGGGGAUUUCCUUCGAAGGCAUCUCGAGAGUCGUGCACGCCGAGUCGGAUGCGCCCGCGAUGCUCCAUGCGAUCGUGGACUCGUGGAGCACCUUAUGUUGCUUCGACUAAGGCCGGUCACAACAAGCCCCACGGCUGGGAAUAAGCUUAUCCGACAGACACGCCUUGAGUACAUCAACCCAGAACGUAUCAACGUCGACCCCAUCGCGGUUUUAGACAUGAUCGCCAAUUGGGCCCAAGUGCCCUACCAAACCAUCGUGGACUGGGGAGUCAGACUCUUCACCCUCCUCGACGCCCUUGGCCACCCCAUCUCGGACUAUGCCCUUGUCCGGGUUGGUAACGCCCCCUUUACCGACUUCGACGCGGCGGCGUACGAGAACUAUAUCCACGCCCACGGAGAGGUCGUCAUUUAUACCUCGAAUUUCCUAGAGUGGGACGAGCUCCGGGGUCGGCCCGAAAGAAUGUGGUGGUCGGAUAUAAUGGCGGGCUCCUGCGACGAGGUAGUUACGGACCGAUACGGGACAAGCAUGAAGGGGGUUCGCGCCAUUUGGCGCGUUAACAUCGUGAACCCUGAGACAUCGGGUCUCAUUGCCUCUUUAUAUUUCUCCGGCUCAGGUGGCGCCGCUGGGCCGGACAGCAGCAGCAGGAAAAGCACGAGCUACAGCAGCAGCACCAGCAGCACCAGCAGCACCAGCACCAGCACCAGAAACAGCAGCAGCACCAGCAGCACCAGCAGCACCAGCACCAGCACCAGAAACAGCAGCAGCACCAUCAUCACC
This is a messenger RNA of Chaetomium strumarium, 835 nucleotides long. RefSeq lists its product as uncharacterized. The annotation marks the transcript as partial. Lineage: Eukaryota; Fungi; Ascomycota; Sordariomycetes; Sordariales; Chaetomiaceae. The transcript is spliced from 3 exons. The record is from RefSeq and is a predicted model, not a curated record.